Xyrichtys novacula (pearly razorfish) is the source of this 396-nucleotide messenger RNA. The record is from the annotation of a GenBank genome assembly. NCBI's taxonomy places the organism in Eukaryota, Metazoa, Chordata, Actinopteri, Labriformes, Labridae.
AUGUAUCUCAUCAAUAAUGCAACGGCACUGAGAUCCAUUUCACUGUGUACCACCAUGCUUACUGUGCACACAGCGUUCUGCAAGCGUGAUACCCAGAUGCGUGCUUCAGCAGUGAAACCACAGACGGAGCAUCAUACCGAGAUGCCUGCCUGGCUGCCUCCUUGCCUGCCUGGUUCCCAGGGCAUGCUGGGUAGAUUACCACACAUCCAGGGUUCAUCUGGAGUUAUCAUUUCUGGGUCACCUCAAGUGACACUUAGGAAGCUCUCAGUCACUCCCACAGAAAGGCCAGUGAAGGAGCAGAGGAGGGGAGGUAGAGGAAAAAGGACGGAAGAAGAAGAAGAAGAAAAAGGAAGAGGAGGAGGAAGAUCCACUGUGGUACAGGGAACCACAGGCUAA